AAAAUUAUAUAAUUCAUUAAAUUAAAUGAACCAUUUUUUUAUUCUCGGAAAUCUUUUUAAAGUUUUAAAGUAAUAUAUCCUCAAUGAAUAUAUACCUGACAGUAUUUAUCUGAUUAUAAUGUCAUUUAUUAGAAUAGUAUUUUUAAAAUCAAGUAAAUUAAGUUUCUUUGCUAAAAACGUUCAACUUACUCAAAAAAAUCGUUUUUUAUUUGAUAGUGAAUAUUUGCGUCGUUAUUCUGUCAAAUCUGAUAUUUAUGAAAUAUCAAAUAACGAGGGCACUUCAUUGAAGCUAUUUGAAGAUAUUGAUUAUGACAAAAUUACAAAUGGAAAUGACGAAAAAUUAUCAAACCUUAAGCGUCUAAUUCUUGAAAUUGAUUUACUAUAUGAGAAAGGUGAACAAAUACCCAGUAAAUUAAAAACUGAUCAAUGGAUGACUUUGUUGGAUUUAAAUUCACGUUCCUCGCGUAUGAAACAUUUAAGAUACUUGUUUUUAAUUGAAAAAAAAAAGGAAAAUAGAAUUUUAAAAAAGCUAGAGCAGAGGGCUGAAAGAUUGGAGCGAUAUGAAAAUAUGCCUAAAAAUGAUCAUAUAGAAUAUGGACUGAUGAGAAAUACUAUGUUUCAUAGAAUAUAUGAAACUCAAAUGAAUUCUUUUUAUAAUUAUCGCUUAUGUGAAUCAAUGUUAUAUGGCCAAAAUAUUAUAAUUGACUGUAGUUAUGAUGGACAUAUGUCAAUCAAAGAACAAGCAAAUUGUGCUAAGCAAUUAUUAUUGAUGUGGUCUUCUAACCGUAUUCAUAAAGAUCCUUUUAAUAUUACAUUUUGUAAUGUUAACAAAGAAGGAAGGGUUUUCAAACAUUUAAGUAAAACAUUACCUACCAUGGAUCAUCCAACAUUUCCAUUUAAUUAUACCAAUAAAUCUUAUUUGGAUCUUUUUCCAAGAAAUAAAUUAGUUUACCUAACACCACAUUGUAAUGAAAUAUUAGAUAAAUUUAAUUAUGAUGACAUUUAUAUUAUUGGUGCAAUGGUUGACAAAAUGAAAGAAGAGCCAUUAUCACUUGCUAAAGCAAAAAGAGAUAAAGUAAGAAUGGCAAAGUUACCUUUGGACAUACAUCUAGACUGGAAACAAGGAUCCAAAAAUUUAACUAUAAAUCAAAUGGUAAUGAUCAUGGCAGAUCUUAAAAUUGAUAAUAAUUGGUUAAAUGCUUUACUACAUAUACCAAGAAGAAAAAUUUUAGAAGUAGACGCUUAUCAAAGAAGACAUUUGAACAAUGAUAACAGACUUACAGCUAAACAUAUUCGAGAAAAAUUCAGAAAAAAUUCUAUAUACGAUUUAUUAAUUAAAAAAAGAUAGUACUCGAAAUAGAAUAUAAUUAUGAGCAAUGCUUAAAGUUGGUUGAAUUUUUAUUAUCAAAUUAUCACUAUUGAAUGAACAAUGAGUAAUCAAGAUUUAUUAUUUCUAUUUGAAAUAUUUCAAAGAAUUGAAUUUAUCACAGGCAAAAAAUAAAAAUGCGUAUUAUUUUAUAAAAAAAAUUCA
Messenger RNA from Daktulosphaira vitifoliae (grape phylloxera), 1531 nucleotides. RefSeq names its product mitochondrial ribonuclease P protein 1 homolog (gene rswl). Lineage: Eukaryota; Metazoa; Arthropoda; Insecta; Hemiptera; Phylloxeridae. The record is from RefSeq and is a predicted model, not a curated record. Gene Ontology annotation, biological process: mitochondrial tRNA 5'-end processing; positive regulation of mitochondrial translation. Bases 119 to 1348 code for a protein of 409 amino acids. Gene Ontology annotation, cellular component: nucleoplasm; nucleus; mitochondrion. The transcript has 4 exons. Gene Ontology annotation, molecular function: tRNA binding.